CUGAUGAUAUGCACAUUUUUCAUUUUAACAUUUAGAUACGCAGAAUUCUUUAAAAAAACUGCAAGUCCUGUUGCUCAACAAAGAUGCAAAACACAGAUUUCAGCUGCGUCCUAACCUAUUGCUAAAUAUAGCUGCAAAGAUUAAAAUAUGACCCAAAGUUUAGUCAAUUUUCUACUAGCUAAGCAUUCACUAGCUGUAAAAUAUCAGUUAAGCACUACUGUUCUUAAUUGGAUAAUGCAAAAAUAGGUGAUCACCAAGCAUAAAGUUUAAACUAAAAGGAACCAUGGUAAAGAAAUGGCCGGUAUGUUGCCAAAACAAUUUGUUGCAUAUAAUCUGCCAUCCAGAACAGGCCUGACUCGCUGCUGCCCAGUGCUGUAGGAGCUUUUACAGAAAUAAUAAAUGGGAGAGCAAGUUUUUUAAAGGAUUUCAUUGGAAUUCCAAUCGCUUAAACCAUUUGACUCAGUCCACAUGCAUUGCAUAAUGGAUAUGAAUGAAACCAGAAGAUGUACACCCUCAAGAAGGUGCCAAGGAAGGAUACAACCUGGGAGUGAGUUUUUCAAGGCAGCUCAUUCAAAUGACACCAGCAGCAUGAAAGCCUUACUGAUGAGUGAAGAUUUUGACCCUUACGUUCGAGGGGACUUGGAAGAAACAAUCUUACAUUCUGCACUGUUCAGUGGCAGUAACGAAAUAGCAAGAUUCAUUCUGGAUCGGAUACCAUCACUGAUUAAUGAACCAAUGACAUCUGAAAUGUACAAAGGGGAAACACCUAUGCAUGUUGCUGUUUUGAAACAAGAUUUAGACAUGGUUGAGGAAUUGCUGAAUCGAGGUGCUGAUUUGUUCAAUUCACGUGCAACUGGUUCCUGCUUUGUCCCGGGAGACGAUUGUCAAUGCUACUAUGGUGAAUUUGUGUUGUCAUUUGCUGCAUGCAUUGGUAAUGAGGAGAUUGUUAGAACUCUUAUUCAGCACAAUGCUCCACUGGAUGCACAGGAUUCCAAAGGCAAUACAGUACUUCAUAUGUUGGUUCUACAAGAGGAGAAAAGCCAGACUUAUUCAAUGUAUGAUCUCAUUACAUCUCUUAUGACUGAGAAACAACAGCCAAAUCUUGAGGAGAUAACGAACAAUGAUGGUUACACUCCAUUGAAGCUUGCAGUAGCUGAGGGGCAUUUAGAGAUGUUCAACUAUUUAGUUCAAAAACAGAAGAAGAUGUACUGGACCAUGGGAACAAUUUCGUAUUGUACUUAUGACCUCACCAACAUUGAUACAUGGGGAGAUCAAAAAUCAGUUCUGGACAUUAUUACGAACAGCAGGAGUAGUGAGGUUCAUAAAUUCAUUGAUGCUAAACCAGUAAAAGAAUUAAUACAGCAGAAAUGGAUUUCGUUUGCAUACAAGUAUUUCCUCAUGUGGAUGGUUUCUUAUAGUCUUUAUAUCACAGUAUUCACUAUCUCAAGUCUGUACCGACCAUUGAAACCAGUUCCUCCUGGCCAAUUUGGUGAAUAUGUUGUUAAAAUACAAAAGACUUUAUCAGAAUCCUAUCAAACAAAGGAAGAUUACUUGAGACUUCUGGGUGAACUAGUAACUGUCAUUGGAGCUGUGAUAAUACUCAUCAGUGAGAUGACACAUUUAUACAAGAUAGGACCAAAAAGUUACUUUGGACAUACAUCAAUUGGAGGACCUUUUCCAUUACUAAUGAUCUGUUACUCACUUUUAAUUUUUACAGCAGUUAUCAUGAGACUCUGUGCUGAUGAUGGAGAGGCAGUUCCAAUCUCCUUUGCCCUGAUUAUUGGGUGGUGCAAUACCAUCUAUUUUGCCAGGGGGUUUAAGACAUUUGGGAAAUUUUCUAUUUUGAUUCAAAAGGUUUUCAUUUCCUCACAGCUGAUAUUUGGAGAUUUUAUGCAUUGGUGCUGUCUGGUAUUUAUCUGCAUCAUGGGAUUUACCUUUGCUUUUUACAUUCUCUUUCAUACUUUGGAUUUAACGGAUUAUCCUUACUUUAGAAAUUUUUCAAUGACAUUACGCACCACGUUUGAACUCAUGAUGGGAUUGUUGGACAUUCCUCUUUCUUAUGAGAAACCAACACCAACCAAUAUCUACAUUGCCUAUGUCAUGUAUAUGCUCUUUGUAUAUCUCCUGCUGUUGAAUUUGUUGAUCGCCAUGAUGGAUGAUACAUACUGGAGAGUAGUUCCAGAAACAGAUUUACUAUGGAAAGUGCAGUUUGCAGCUGUCAUACUUCUUCUAGAGCAGCGAGUGCCAGGAUUUCUAAAGGUUCGCUCUGGAGUUCCAGGAGCUUUGCUAGGCUUUGAUGAUAACAAGUGGUAUAUUGGGGUUGAAGAGAUACUUCCAGAGUCAGAAGAACAGACCAGCGCCAGUGUUCAAAUAUCAAAAAACAUGAAAUGGGAUAGAGUAAGAAAAAACCUUAGCAGAAUCAUCAGACUGAAAGAUUCUGCUGAAUCUACUAGACUGUAAGAAAGCAUUAAUGCUGAAAUAGUUGCAUCUCUUGAACUAUGUUCCUUCUUUACAAUUGCUAAAUCUAUGUUAAUUAUUUUUAAUGAAUAUAGAGUUUAAAAAAUCAAUACUGGUUAUUUUUCUGAAAAUAUUGCAUCAUUACUUAUAUCUCCAUUGGACCAUUUUUUAAUUUAGCAGUGACACAAGACUGCAGAUGCUUGAAUCUGUAGCAAAAUAUAAACUGGAGGAACUCAGCAGACCACAGGGCAUUUGUGGGGAAAAGGUAUGGUCAACAUUCCAAAUCAAGACCCUGCAUCACUGAUGGUGAAGGGCCUCAACCCAAAACAUCAGCCAUUACUUUGCCUCUGCUGAUGCCCCUUGAUCUGUUGAGUACGUGUAGUAGUUUAUUUUUGCUUAAAAUUUAAGAGUUGCUUCCUCCAACUCUUUAUCUUGGAACUUUUAGUUUCAAUGUUUCUAUGUUUCAUAUGUCAAGACUUAAAGUAGCAAUUUACUGUUCUUUGCGAUCAACUUAUUUUGCUUGUGUCAUUAGGAACCUGUGCAGGAAAGUAGCAGGAUUAAGAUUAGAGAAAUAGAUGAUAAAUUUCACUACAAUGGGCCAAAAGGGAUUCCUUUAGAUUCUAUAAUUGUCACUACCUUUGGUCAGUUUACUAGUUACUAAUAAUGCCACCAGUUAUCCAUGCAAUACGCUAACCCUAAUGGUAACCCUUACACACAAUCAAUUUCUUUUUGAGAAACGAUCACAAAUCCUUUAUUUCAUUGCUUACACCCAACAAGGAAAAUACACCAGUAAUUUUGCAGUUUAAUGUUUGGUAUAGUUGUUUAUUUAACUAAAUUUACAAACAUAAUGGAUUAAAAAAUGAACAGCAUACAUAAAACAAGUUGUAAAUUCUUUUAACCUCAUGCUAUAUUUGUUCUUGAGCAAUUUCAGAGUCUUGUCAUCAGUAAGCUGUAGGAUCACUCUUUUUAUGUGAUAAAGGAUCAUUCUUUUUAUGUGGUAGGAAGGAUCAAAAAAAUUCAGAAAAACGCAUUUUGUGUUGAUUAUCUGUGCAAUUUCUAUACUCAUUGUGCUAUUGUGAUAAUUUGUUGUAUUUCACUAUUUUAUGUAGAAGAGAUCACAAACUAAUGAUCGGUAAAUGUUUCUGAGAAUA
Hypanus sabinus (Atlantic stingray) is the source of this 3608-nucleotide messenger RNA. RefSeq names its product transient receptor potential cation channel subfamily V member 6-like. Gene Ontology annotation, molecular function: calcium channel activity; protein binding. Bases 469 to 2460 code for a protein of 663 amino acids. The transcript is spliced from 18 exons. The record is from RefSeq and is a predicted model, not a curated record. Lineage: Eukaryota; Metazoa; Chordata; Chondrichthyes; Myliobatiformes; Dasyatidae. Gene Ontology annotation, cellular component: membrane. Gene Ontology annotation, biological process: calcium ion import across plasma membrane.